Tachysurus vachellii is the source of this 612-nucleotide messenger RNA. RefSeq names its product putative nuclease HARBI1. Lineage: Eukaryota; Metazoa; Chordata; Actinopteri; Siluriformes; Bagridae. The record is from RefSeq and is a predicted model, not a curated record.
AUGGCGUGCCCAUUCUUGCGAGAUGUGGUGGAUGAAGAAGCACUUGUGCUCAGAAGAGCCUUCAGGCAAGAGAGGGUCUUCAGGGACUGGUUGGACCCACUGGCCUUCCCUGAUGACCAUCUAUACGAAAGAUACAGGUUUUCUGCAGAUGGCAUCAGGUAUCUGUGCCGACUGCUGGGUCCCAGGGUUAAGCACCGCACAGCACGGAGUCAUGCACUGAGUGUUGAGCAAAUGGUUUGUGUGCUUGUGCUUUUUUGCUAGUGGAACCUUCCUGUACUCAGUGGGGGUGCAGAACAGCUACAGUUCAGUGCAGAACAGCUGAACAAGGCCACAAUUUGCCGCACAAUAAGGAGUGUGUGUCUGGCUAUUAAAGCAUUAGCAGAUGUCUUCAUCUCCUUCCCUGGCCACAGAAGACUCUGUGACAUCAAAGAGGAGUUCUAUAGGAUUGCAGGUUUCCCCAAUGUCAUUGGUGCACUGGACUACACACACAUAAGGAUAAAAGUCCCCUCAGGUGCCCAUGAGGCGGAUUUUGUGAAUAGGAAAUCCUUUCACAGCAUUAAUGUUCAGGUGAGCAAUGCUGACUGUGUGAUCAGCAAUGUUGUGGCAAAAUGA